Messenger RNA from Arachis duranensis, 468 nucleotides. Its product is annotated as protein RALF-like 32. The transcript has a single exon. The coding region runs from base 22 to 375 and encodes 117 amino acids. Lineage: Eukaryota; Viridiplantae; Streptophyta; Magnoliopsida; Fabales; Fabaceae. The record is from RefSeq and is a predicted model, not a curated record.
GGAAACAUCAGAAACACAAGAAUGGAUUCAGAAUAUACCAUUAGGUUUCAGAAUUUCUGUUGCUUCAUGAUAGUUAGCUAUAUGCAUUUAAGUACAACUGUAUUCUCACAAACGAAUCAUGCAUACACAUACACAUGCAACGGUUCUAUAGCUGAAUGCAACCAAGAAUAUGAGAUGUUGAUGGAAUCGGAAAUAAGCCGACGAUUUCUGGAGGAAAAGAAGUAUAUUUCUUAUGGAGCUCUUGGCAGAGAUAAACCGGCUUGCAACGGUGAACGUGGCGAAGCUUACAGUAAAAAUGAAGGGUGUCUUCCUCCCCCUUCAAACCCUGAAAAUAGAGGUUGCUCAAAAUACUAUCGCUGUAGAUCUGAUUCUUAAGACUGCAAUUUUAUAGAAGGAUCUUAAUAUUGUUGAUGAAGCAUGCAUUCAAAUAAAGUUUCUAAUAGUCUACUUUCAUCAUCGUUACAUCUA